GCUGGUCUCUGAGCUCAAGGGAUUCUCCUGCCUCAGCCUCUCAAAGUGCUAGGAUAACAGGUGUGAGCUCCCACGCCGGGCCUGUCACAACCUUCAUCUACUACCCUUUCUGUAUUCCCUAUGAUGCCUUCAACAAGCUCCUCAGGUGGUGCUGGUUCUUUGCCUGGUGGAGUCACCCAAUCAUUCAUUCCUUAAGGGGCUGGACCAUUGUUAGUCCUCCCUGGAUUGGAUUGUAGUUUUCUGUUCUCUCUAAUCACAAAACAUGGUAAUACUGAGAGAUGCCUUAUGAGUUUUCCUGUAUUCCAGCAUAUUCUUCCUUACCUUCAUUGUGGAGUACUAGUCCAAUUUCAUCUUAGUUGUGAGAAUCAGUCACCCCAGCCAGCACAGUAAAUGGGUUCUUUUCUUGCUGAUUUCAAGGCAUAGUGAGUCUAAAAUGGCUCGAGAAGUCUUAACUUCCAGUUCAGUAAAAUUAUUAUUAUUACUAUUGCUGUUUCUAGUUGGAAGUUGUGCUUCUUUUGGUGUGAGAUUGACAAAAAUAAUCAUGAUCUUUUAUAUGUAUAAAUUUAGUCUUCUUUAUAUAAUUCUUCACCUGAUAAAACCUAAAACACUAAUGUAGCUUUUAGUGAAAACUUUUAGUUGACUUUGGUUACAUGUUUAUUAGCAUAUUGUUCACCUUAUAGAUUACUUCAAGAGACAUAUAAAUUUUACUGUUUCUGCCCUUCUGGUCUGAUGAAGUCCACAGCAGUUGAUUUCUGACCAGUUAAUGCAAACUGGGGUUACUUUUGUUCUAAGAAAAUCUAGUAAGUUAAAUCAGUAACACAAGCACGUUUUUGGAUUUAUCCCAGGGUCAAGCAAACCCUUGCUGAAUUAUUCAACCAUUGCUAAACUGGUUAAAUAUAUUGUCAAUGAAAAACAACCCAAAGUCUGUGAAAUAAUUUAAAGUUUUUUUUGAGACAAAUAUGUUUGAACAUGGCACAGAGAGCCAUGCCCAACAAGACUUGAGCAAAUGCUUUCACCAGGGUUGGAUUAUAGUUUUGUUUUAUACAUUUAAGGGAGACAGGAACUAUAUGUAAAGUCAUAAAUCAAUACAUGGAAGGUAUACAGUGGUUUGGCCCAAAAAGGCAGGACAUCUUGAAGUGGGAAAUUACAAGGUUAUGAGUGGGUCAUUACAGGAUAUAAGUGGGUUUAAAGAUUCUUUUAUUUGUAAUUUAUUAAAGAAUUGAAGUUUUGCCUAAAAGCUUGGAAUGUUUUAAGAUAAGGAAAUCUGUUAACCAGAGACAAGCCACUGGACAUAUACAGAGACUCAAAUGAUCUGUUACGUAAAUUGAUGACCUGCAGAACUAUUUAAAUCAUGAACCAAAAAAGACCCCCAGGACAUACUGGAUGCCAUGGGCCCCAGGCUGGCUACCCAGUCCCAUCAACUAGCUACACGAUCCUACCAGCUGUCUAUCCAGUGCCACCAGCUGACUAUUUACAUGCUGGCCCAGCUGUUCAGAACCAGCCAACAUAUACUCAGCCAGGUAGACCUGCAGUGGUACCGUGGGUGCCAGCACCACUACUUCCAUCAAACUGUCCACCUGGAUUGGAAUAUUUAAAUCCGUUAGAUCUGUUACUGAUUCAUCAGAAAAUGGAACUUACAGAAGUCAUAUUCGGUUUUGAAAGCAAUAAUGUGUAUGAAAUCAAGGACAGGUUUGGACAGAGGAUUUACAUUGCAGCAGAAAAUACUAAUUUUUGUAACCGAAGUUGCUGUGGGCCAUCUAGAUCUUUUACUUUGCACGUUCUUGAUAAUAUGGGUCGAGAAGUCAUAACUCUGAAGAGACCACUAAGAUGUUCCAGCUGUUGUUGUCCCUGCUGCCUUCAGGAGAUAGAAAUUCAAGCUCCUCCUGGUGUACCAGUAGGUUAUGUUACUCAGAUCUGGCACCCAUAUCUUCCACAGUUUACAAUUCAAAAUGAGGAAAGAGUGGAUGUACUAAAAAUUACUGGUCCGUGUUUUAUGUUCAGCUGUACUGCAAAUAUUGAUUUUCAGAUUAAAUCUCUGGAUAAACAAACUGUGGUUGGCGGAAUUUCCAAGAACUGGACUGGGAUUUUUAGAGAGGCAUUUACAGAUACUGACAACUUUACAAUACAGUUUCCUAGAGACCUUGAUGUUAGGAUGAAAGCAGUGAUGCUUGGUGCUUGUUUUCUUGUUGACUAUAUGUUUUUUGAAAGCACCAUAGGCAAAGGCUAGAAUAUAGGAAUCUGUGGUUGAACUAAUGGAAUAUUGACUUGAAAGAGGAGAUGAACAACCCAUAAUUUGCCUCAUGCAAAGGAAAAGUGUGCUUGGGAAAUGAGGGAAUGGAAAUGGGACACCCUCUCAUCUUCAGCAAAAUGCCUCCAACAGCCACUCUCCUCAUGGAUUCUGGAUCUCUGGUUAAGCAAAGUAAAACUACAACUGAUCUAAACAGUUCCUUCCUUCUUCAGCUGUCCAAGGAAGAUUUGAGCAGAAACCCAUAUACUCUCUUCAGAGACCAUUUAAGUUCAAAUACUAGACAAAUGUCCUUUCAUUAAAUCUUUUUUUAAUACUUA
Messenger RNA from Microcebus murinus (gray mouse lemur), 2565 nucleotides. The record is from RefSeq and is a predicted model, not a curated record. Lineage: Eukaryota; Metazoa; Chordata; Mammalia; Primates; Cheirogaleidae.